AAAAACCAUUUCCUUCGCAUAAAAUUUAAUUUAUAUGCAAUAGUUUAAAACGAUCGUUUUCCACAACAUAAUUGGCAUGCAUUUUCGACGCAUCACGCAUACGCAGCGUGUGCCGUGCAGCAUGUUGCAUGCUCAAUAUGCGUGGCAUGGACUGUUGCUUCUGAGUCGCAUUAUUAUUUAUGGCCGCAUGCCGUGAAAAAUGUCAGUUGGCGACAAGUGUUGUUCAAAUGGCAUGCAUGGUUGCCACAACAACAGCAAAAGCAACAACAUUACAGCAGCAGCUACAACAACAGCAGUAAUGACAACCCAUACGGGCAUACAAAAGCAUUUGGCGCUCAAUUUGACAUGAAACGUGCAGAAACAGAGGGAAAACUUGGGGCGACUGAAAGAGAUACAAAAGGAAGCUCAAUACAAAUAGCCGUGCUUGGCCUUUGUCGUUGACGUAUCCUUUAUCCAACCCACCCACAUUUCGCCACCCCCUUCCCCACCCAACAAAAAUAAGAGGGAAAGCCACAGAAAAAUGGGCAACGCAACUUGUAACAGGCAACCAGCAACAGAAACCAGUAAAAACCAACGAGAAGCAGCAGCGGCAGAAGCAGCAGAAAACACGAAGUGCAGAGCCCAAACCGAAGGCUGGUGCUCACUCGGUUACCAAGGCAACUUCGUCGGGCUCACAACAAAAGGAUAAGCCAAGCCAAAGUCCUCGGAACAGGACGACCAGAGCAGCCAGCAAACUAGUCAGCAAGUCAAGCCGGAGCUCAGUUGCAGCAGCGCAACGCAUUUGCCCAGACGCACAACUCGCGAUUCGCGGCCAAAACUAAGAGCUACGGAAAUAGACUUGCCUUGGCCAUCGAUCGUUAUACUAUCUACACUUCGAAAAAAAACGCAGCUAACCUUUAAUUGAGAGAAUUAAAAAUGCAUAUCAAGCUCUUAUAUCAAUCAGUGUUGUCUUCUUGUGCUUUAUAACGAAAUAUCAUUGAGUUAUAUAUAAAAAAUAACUAAACAUGUGUUGUAUAGUGCCCGUAAAAAUUAACAAAUAGACAAAUUUCAUGAGAAUAUGAUUCUUAAAUCAAAAUUGUAAAAAAUAAUAUAUCUGCUUAUAAAAUCUGUAAAUUCUUGAGAAGAUAUUAAACAAUUUGUUUUAAAUAAAAUUACUUUCGAACAUUCCUCCACUAUCUUAUGUUCCGAAACAUAAUGUUUAUAAAAUAUUUUGAAAAUAUUUUUGGCAACGCGAAAUGUUUUAAAGGUUGAAGAACCUGAUUUCAAAAUAAAUGUUUUUCGUGUAGUGUGACAGCUAGUAAUGGUCGUGCAGUGUUGCUGUUGCCUUCGGGUCGUCGCUCGCGAGGGCUAGCUCCUGCCAGUCGCUGUUCGUCCUUGCUGCGGUCUAGUGCCUUUAGCUUUCGCUACUAGCUGCUAGCUUCUAGCCAGGCUAAGUGCGACGCCUUUCUUCGGUCGGUUGAAGUGUGCGUGUUAAUGGAAAUGUAAUGAGUGCGCCGUGCUAAUCGUUAUGCAAUCGCCUCGCUUCGAUUUCCAGCCGCAGUGAAAUGUCUCUAAAACGUUAUGCAACUCUGCUGGCCUUUGGUCAAAACCAAAAUUCAAAUCAAAAUCACUCAACAACAUCGUCAUCGGUGGUGGCCACAACGGAGGGGAUUCCAUCAUCAUCAUCAUCAUCAUCAUCAUCAUCGUAUGGAAGUUUUAACAGCGAGGAGCUGGUGUCCCAGUCCCAGGAGCAUAUGUCAUCCUCGUCCUCGAUUUCGACGCACACCACCUACUACACCGGCGGAUUGGGGCAGUAUCAUCAGCAGCGCGGUGGCUCAGGAUCUGUCAUCUCCGGCGUUGGCGGCGGUGGAGGACCUGGUGGACCCCAGACGUAUGCAAAUGUAGUCAACGGCAAUGUGAAUCUGCUGCUUGGCGGGGCGAUGCUUUCCCUGGUGACAACCAUAUUGUGUGUGGUCUGCUAUUGUUGCCAUCGGAAUAUCAAAAAGCGGACUGAGGCCGCCUACAGGCAGCAGCAGCAUCAGUGGCUCGAAGGCGAUACCAACAUGGAAAUAUACAGCGUGGAACAGUGCUACGAGACAUCUGGCCUGUUUCUGGGGGACUCAACAGAUGGAUUGUCCGCCGUGCCCGCUCUGCAUCACGAACCACCGCCCUCGUACGACGCGGUGGUGCUGCACGAGCAGCAACUCCACCAGCAGCAGCUGGAGCAGCAGCAGCAAUUGCAGCUGCAACUGCAACAGCAGCAGCAGCAACUACUGAUGCAGCGCGUCUCACCGCCGCCGGGAUACCGAUCCUCGCUGGACAUCAGCGGAGGGCAGGGACAGGGAACGACUAGCUUUGGUCGCGGCACACCCGAUGGCAGUGGGGAUGUGGCCGUGGCCAGUGGUAGUGGUGGAACUGGAGGCCUGCUGGUCAACAAGCAGCUGCAGCUGGCCCUGAAUGCCCAGUCCUGCUGCUCACUGCAGCGGGCCGAGGUGGAGAGCAUGUGGAAUGCGGCGGCGGCGGCGGUGGCUGCCCGCAGCGGAAAUUGCCUGGAAAUGGAGACGCUGCAGGUGUGCAAGCCGGCGGCCCAGAAUAUCAGAUUGAACACCUUCGGGCGGCGGUAUCUGCAGCAGAGCCAUCAGCACAGUGCCAACCACUACCGACGUGGCUGUCCGCUGUGCGGCAAGUUCCGCUACGAAGGCGAGGCGGAAGAUGAGCCCCUAACCGCCGCUCUGUCCGUGGAGAGCGGUCUCAAUAUGAGCGGGCGCAGGGAGGAGCCGGCCCUGUGUCCCUGUCCCAGCGACAUCGAUAAUGGCAACCACAUUUCUGGCGAUGCCCAGCAGGAGGACGAGGCCAACGGGAAUGUUCAGGAAUGUUCCACCACGGAUGACUCUAUAACCUCUAUACCCACAACCGCUGUCAAUGAUGAAAAUGACAACGCAGCAACGUCAGACACACCAGCAACCUCCCAAAAUGACAAAGGACCGGAGAUGGAGGUGGAACAGGAGCUGGAGCAGGCAAUGGGCCAACAGGUCGAACAGGAUUUGAACAACAUUAACGAAAACGGCAUCAUCAGCCUGGACAUGAGCAAAAUCAUUGACAGAUCGGGACUGCCCACAUACGAGGGAGCCAUCAAAUUGGAGUCCAGUGGUUAUGUGUGAGCCCCAUUAGGAAUUUGUAUAGUUAAUACUCUGUCAUUCGGAAACCUUCAACACAAGUGUGCUUAUCUAUGAAUAAGAUAUGGUUUAUAGAGCCCAAAGUUUUAAGUUUCGGUUUUAAAGAUGAAUAAGAUCUUAGUACAGUUAAAGAAGAAUAGCACUCUUAAAACAUACUAAUAGUAUAUACCAUUAAUAUCUAUGAGUAAUUUUGAGCUUAUGAAGGAAGUAGCUGCUGUGGUAGGAGAGAACAUGUUAAGCAAAAACGAAAACAAUAAUUUAAACGUUCAAGUGUUUAGACAUAAGCCCAUGCAUAUCCCUGUAAAUGUUCGUUUCGAAUACUCGUAUCAAUAAAAUCAAAAGCUGUAAUUGAAA
Molecule: messenger RNA, 3509 nt
Organism: Drosophila elegans
Lineage: Eukaryota; Metazoa; Arthropoda; Insecta; Diptera; Drosophilidae
Gene: s-cup
Exons: 3
Coding region: 1545-3140 (531 amino acids)
Source: RefSeq, a predicted model, not a curated record